AUGGUACGUGCGGCUAAUUCGCAGCACAGAGCCACAUCAGACGGCGCCCGGGUGGUGAACUGGUAUUAUUCUACGCCACUGAUAACCCGCCUACUCCUCACAAGCAUUGUGGCAUGCACCCUGGCCACCUCGCUCGGGCUCAUCAACAUCUACUUCAUGGGGUUGAGCUGGAAACUGAUCUGGCAAAACUUCCAUAUCUGGCGUCUAGUCACCGGUUUUGUCACCACCAGCGUGGGACUCAACGAAGCCAUCACCGUAGUGAUGCUCUACUACUACUCUAGCGACCUCGAGCAGGAGGAGUUCUCCGGCCGUACAGCGGACUACGCCUGGUUCCUAGUAUUUUGCAUGGGCAUUAUGGCUGCGGUGUCCUGGAUUACCAUGACCAGGUGGCUCUUCCAUGGCGUUUUCCUGGCUGUCGCUACAUUGUGGUCUUUGCACCGAGGCGAGCAGAUUGUUAAUUUUGUUUUGGGCAUUAAAUUGCCUGCAAAGUACCUCCCUUAUGCUGUUAUUGUUUUGGAGUUUGUGAUGAAAAAGGGGUAUUUGCCGGCGGUUUAUAGUAUGCUUUAUGGAUUCGCUGCUGCUCAUUUGUAUUAUUAUUUGUCCGUGGAUUUGCCUGCUCAGGGGGGGCUGAUGUACGUUCCGACCCCGCAGGUGUUUUAUCGCUUGUUUGGGAGUCCACAGAGAAUCGGCGCAAGGUUUGCAUCGUCUGGUAUGGCUACCGUUGGUAAUACUGUGCAUCAGCGCCCUGGCGGCGGUCAUUUCUGGGGCGCUGGUCGGACUGUUAGUUGA
Messenger RNA from Kickxella alabastrina, 789 nucleotides. RefSeq names its product Der1-like family-domain-containing protein. Gene Ontology annotation, molecular function: ubiquitin-specific protease binding; misfolded protein binding. The record is from RefSeq and is a predicted model, not a curated record. Lineage: Eukaryota; Fungi; Kickxellomycota; Kickxellomycetes; Kickxellales; Kickxellaceae. Gene Ontology annotation, cellular component: Hrd1p ubiquitin ligase ERAD-L complex; endoplasmic reticulum membrane. Bases 1 to 789 code for a protein of 262 amino acids. Gene Ontology annotation, biological process: endoplasmic reticulum unfolded protein response. The transcript has a single exon.